This is a messenger RNA of Vigna umbellata (rice bean), 666 nucleotides long. NCBI's taxonomy places the organism in Eukaryota, Viridiplantae, Streptophyta, Magnoliopsida, Fabales, Fabaceae. The record is from RefSeq and is a predicted model, not a curated record.
UUCCUCUUCCCUCCCUGCGUUCCAAGCUCGCUUCCUUCUCUUCAUUUCCCAUACCGUUUUACUUCUCAUUCUUCUUCUACUUCUUCAACUAUGGGUAUCACCUCCAUCGCCUCUCCUUUCGACGCCAUCCUCUUUGAUUUGGACGACACCUUGUACCCCUCCUCCACCGGAAUUGAUCCCUGCGUCAAGAGAAACAUCGAACUCUUUCUCAUAGAGAAAUGCGGAUUCUCAGAAUCCAAAGCGCUCACUCUCCGAGUUGAACUAUUCAAAACCUACGGAAGCACCCUCGCCGGUUUGCGAGCUCUUGGUUAUGAUAUCACCGCAGAUGAAUACCACAGUUUCGUGCACGGAAGGCUACCUUACGACUCCAUCAAGCCUGACGCUCAGUUACGGAACCUCCUCUGCACUAUCAAACAAAGAAAAAUUGUUUUCACCAAUUCGGAUAGGAUUCACGCGAUGAGGGCUUUGGAUAGGCUUGGGAUCAAGGACUGUUUCGAGCAAAUUAUUUGCUUCGAGACAAUUAACCCGAAUCUCCCCAACGCAACCCGACCCGACGAAUUUCCCGUCCUCCUCAAACCAUCGCCGGACGCCUUCAAGAUCGCGCUCCACGCUGCCAACGUGGAUCCUCGUCGUACGCUGUUUCUGGAUGACAGCGUUCGGAANUAA